Molecule: messenger RNA, 1953 nt
Organism: Monascus purpureus
Lineage: Eukaryota; Fungi; Ascomycota; Eurotiomycetes; Eurotiales; Aspergillaceae
Source: the annotation of a GenBank genome assembly
AUGGCGCCGAGCGUCGCGUCGGCCGGACUUACACUUUCCUGCCCUCUCUUCGCGGCCGACUUUGAUCCUCAGAACAGCAGCUGCUUGCUCGUCGGUGGCGGCGGCGGAGAGAGCAGAACUGGCGUUGGGAAUAAAAUCGUGCUUCUGGACACGUCGAAACGCAGCGAAAUAUCCGCAGUAACCGACAUCGAAUUAUCGCGCGAUGAAGAUUCUGUGACAUCUCUCGCAGCAGCGCUUCCCGGUGAUAAUUCUAUCGUCGCCCUGGCCGGUAUCAACAGCUCCUCCGCUGAACAACAGCGCGGCAACAACCAGCACUUCAGGUCGUUUCAAGUCGAUUAUCCGUCGUCCAAGCCCACCGCUACAGACGCAGAAGCAGAGGCAGAGGCAGUGGAAGUCGAAAGGGAGCUAAUACCAGGCAAGAUUUCUGCGCUAUCGCACAGGUCUUUAUUCAGGGCCAGGAACGAAGAUGUCUACCAGAGGAUACUACGGAUGUCACCAUGGAAAGGACCAGACUCACCUCGAGUCGGCGCCAUUGCAUCUGGACUGGCGCAAUCUGGUGAAAUAGUCUUUUUCAAUGCUAUGUCGAAGCCCACGGAAUCAGACGUUAUCGGAAGAAUUAAUCUGGGCGCGGACUCUGAGGCCGAGGAUGUGGAUAUUAUAGACGUGGACAAUGGGAAAUUCAGAGUGGCAUAUACAAACGGCGUUGAGGUGUGUACUUGCGAAAUAUUCUCAGAAACAAGAUCCGAUGUCGCACCGGAAGUCGCCUCCGUCUACAGCAUACCUCAGCCCGACAAGAGAAAGUCCAGACCUAAGUUCCGGGCUCUGCGCUUCAUCUCAGCGACGGCAUUGGUACUGCUCCAGAACGCGCCGGAUCGCUCUGGAUGCCAACUCUUCCUACUACAGAUAUCAGAAUUAAACAGGAAGUCUGCAACCGUCAUCCGGUGCAGGAAGCUCCACAGAACAAUGAAGAUCGGACUGGGCCUUGACGUAUGCAAUCUCGGGGGAAAUCAAAGCAAAGAACAGCAAAGCAUCGUCGCUGUGUCAGGGAGCGAUAACUCGAUUGGGAUUUUCAGCCUUGAAUACUCACCCAAGGAAGGCUACGGGCAAUUCCAGCCCUACACGGUCCUGAAGGAUGUGCACCCGUUUUCCAUGACGAAGAUCUCCUUCUCAACGUUUGUUCCUCCAACCUACCCCAUCUCCGCCCAAGUUCCGCCGCAAUAUGUCAAGCUCGCAUCCGUCAGCAUGGGGAACACUGUUGUUGUCCACACCUUCCCACUGGGACCCUACCCGCCCGUGAAUCGCACUCCGCGUUACGUUCUGGCCAUGCCAGUAAGGUCAGAUUUCUGGAUGACAGUCUACAGUGUCUUCGUGACAAUCCUCUUCAUCAUUGCGGGCCUGGUAAUUGCUCAAGGAAUUGCAGAGUAUCGAGGCAUCCAGCGACCUUACAUCCUAACCACAGACUGGGUGCCAUCGCCAAUCCGUGAGAUCGUCGCUCCUCGCUUAUCCCUACCGGGGUAUGACGGUGUGGCUCGAACUGGAUCCACCCGGGUCGAAAGUAUUCCAUCCGCUGCUAUUCACACAAUACAAUUCCCGAAACAAAAGCAACUAUCGUUAUCCUCCCUGCUGGACAUAGCCCAGUCUCGGAAAGCCGCUGGUACCGCCGAUUUCCCAUCUGACAGCAAGGACAAGGAUACAGCCCGGUCCUCCGUCGUUGUGCGCUAUAACGGUGCCGAUAUUGAGGUCUCCCUUCGGCCCAUUUCUAGCCCUUCGUCCGGCCUUGAGCAUCUCCGCCGUUGGAACCAGUUAAGCAAAGAAGAGCACUCGCUCUGGAAACAGCGAUUGCUAGACGCGGGUUAUUGGGCUGCCGAGGAAGGUGAGACGAUUCUCCAAGGCGUCCUCUUUGGAGAACUUAAUGGUUUUAUUGAAAAUUCUGUGCGGGAAAGCUUGCAAUGA